AACCUACAUCAAAAGGAGUUUACACGCCCCGAAACUUGAUUCCUACAAGUAUUGUUGAAGUAAUCGCUACAAGAAUCGUACUGGAAAAGGCGAUGACUUAAGCUUAGGUGCAUACUCUAAUACGGUAGAACGCCAUCUCUCUCCCGAGCUCGAUGUUCAAAGUACCGCUUUGGCAUUCGCUGCAUCGAUGAGGUUUGCUGGUUUGUUGCAGCGCUUGAGUGCAUUCACCCACGAGCCCAACAUAAGAUCAGACAGUCCUUCCUAUUCAUCUAUUCGAUCGGAUCGUCGGUGAACCUAUAAGAGUCGGAAUGCUCCCAUUGUUCCUGAAACUGGCAACAUCUCUAUAUAAUUUUCCACAUUCAUACUAUUUUGGUAAUUUCCCAUGUUAGACAGUGUGGUUUUGUUGCUCUAAUCAUUCGGGUGAUCCUGUAAUAAACGAUUAAUGUGUAGUUGUUGACUCGACACCUAGUCCUUAGAAGGGUGAUAGACUAUGGAUGACAUGAAAGAAGGAACCGAACUUGUUGAACAACCGGCUGGCGGCACCGAAGAACUCGGCGGUAAGGAUGCGUUUUUCCAGGCAGCGGAGAACGGUGAUGUGGCAACUCUGAAGGUGCUGUUGGCGAAUCGUAAUGAACUUGGAUUUGACGUCAACGAUCGGAAUGAAUCCGGAUAUACAGCAAUGCAGAUUGCUAUUAUGGAAGGUUAUGUAGUUAUCCUCACUGAAUUAUUACGUAUUGAUGCACACGUUGGUGACGCCCUUUUGCGGGCGGCAGAGACAGAGUUCGAACACGCAGUCAAGUGCAUCCUCGAUUAUGCGACGAAAAAGCCGGAAGAGGACAGGGAUCGCAUCAUUAAUUGCCACUGUGAGGGCAGUGACUUUCAUCCACUCCUAACUCCCAUCAUGAGAGCUGCUCAAAAGAAUAAUUACGCCAUAGUGAAAAGACUUCUCGAUGUCGGUGCUCGUAUCCCUGAGUCCAAGUUCGAUGACGGCGGUGGUUCUGGCGCAGGGACGAUCGACAGCCUUCUUCAGUCGAUUGGUCUGGUUGAAAAGUACAGCGCCCUUGCCACCCCUGCGUAUGUGACUCAGGCCUACAACGACCCCAUCGACAAAGCUUUCCAGCUGGCGAAGACGCUCGAGAAAAUCAGUUACGUCGAGGUGGAACAUAAAUUAGUCUUUCAAGAGAUGGGAAGAAAAAUGGAACAACUCGCCGCCGAUCUCAUUGCAGAGGCAAGGAAUACAGACGAGAUCCUCACUAUAUUGAAAUAUUCUGAGAAGGCUCCAGACAGGGCGAAAAAGAAAACUGCUAGUACCACUGUCCUACCUAAGAUUUCCCGUGCAAUCAAAUAUAAACAAAAAAGGUUCGUUGCAGAGCCCAACUGCCAACAGGCGACAUCAACUCAAUUCCGUCGUCAGUUGGUUGGCAUAGGAGACUGGUCGUCAGUCAUGCAGCUACUUCUCCUUCUGGGAGUUAUAUUAUGUUAUCCUCUCCUGAGCAUAUUGUACAAGGUGGGGGUGAAAGGCAGACUCAGGAAGUUUAUUCGUACACCGUAUGUCAAGUUUAUGAUGCAGCUAGGAUCUGACAUUACUCUACUAGCCAUUAUCACAGCCAAAACCUUCUUUGGUGGGCCUCAAGAUAUCUCAGUCGAAAUAUUUGAAAUCGGUUUACUUGUUGCAUUUGCGUUGGGUAUCGCAUAUAAGACUCUGUCAUACCUGGUUGUGGAUGGACACAAGUUCUUCUUCAACUUCACCCACUACCGCGAUCUCCUGAUCGUCUCUCUCCUCAUGUUCCAGUGUAUACUCGAAGCUCUCCAGGUCUAUGAGAUUCAAAUGGAAGCUGAUAUAAAACCGUUUGUCGAACGGGAGCAGAAUGAAGUGACUGUCCUUUCGAAACCCAUCUUAGCUCUGGUGAGCGUCCUCGCUUUCCUCCGCGUCUUGCCUUACCUGACCGCCAACGACCUCGUUGGCGCGUUCCAGAUCUCGCUCGGAGACAUGAUCGUCAACACCUCCCAUUUCUACGUCAUCCUCGUCGGCGUCUUCGUCGCGUUCUCCAGCGGGAUGACAUUCAUCUAUAGCAACACGGUCCAGGGGUCGCGGGAACUCAGCUGCGAAUUCCGGCGUGGUGAUUGCUCCGAUCUCAAAGUCCAUUUUAACAGCAUUAUUGAUGCAACCAUCACACUCUUUUGGUCAUUGUUUGGUCUUAUUGGCAUUGACAUUCUCAACCUACCAGCCAAUCAACAGGUUCAACAGAUCGCCGGUGUCGUCAUGUAUGUUUUAUUCCAUCUCUUAGCCGUGCUCGUACUGCUCAAUGCACUGAUUGCUGUUAUGAGUAACGUCUAUAACGCUAUCGAGGAAAACGCGGACGUAGAGUGGAAGUACUCGCGCACUGCAUUAUGGAUGUCUUUUAUGGAUGAUAUGUUUACUGUCCCUCCUCCCUUCAAUCUUAUACCGGAUAUGGGAGAUUUCUUUCACCACUGCACCUUGUGUUGUUCCUCCAAGAAUGGCAAUGAUACGGAGAUUCAGCAUACAGAAGACGAUGAACAAGUAUAUCGUUCAGUACAACAUGAUGACUACCAGAGGGUGAUCAAACAAUUGAUGGAACGGUAUGUUGCCAGGAGACUUACCGACGAACAGAGCGCCACAGGUGGAAUAGGACCUAUGGACAUCCGGGACCUUAGGAAUGACGUAGCUGCACUCAGAUUUGAUGUAACAGCCAAGCUAUUGCAAAUGGAAGAAUCCAUCGACAGGGGAAAGGACCAGAGUGUAAUGAUUUAUGGACAGAGUGAAGAGGCACACAAAGUUUUUGAUAAAACAUUGGAGAUUGAUGGGAUGGUUUCCAAAUAUAGAUUCGGCGUCAACGAGAGAUGUAAUUUUGUCAAAAAAUACAAGGAAUUCGUUCCAGCUUUCGGACAACUUGAUCCCCUAAUGGAAGAACUAGUGCGUGCCCUUGAAGCGACAAUCAAGAUUACAGCGACAGCGAGCACGUCGACAAACCCAGUAAAUCCUACAACAUCAACAGGCACAUCGACUGAUGCGACAAAUAUCACAGCGUCCGCAGGCACAUUCACUGACAUCAGACAUUUUACAGCAUAUGCAAGCACCUCAACCGCAUCAAUAAGUUCUACAGCGUCAGUAAGCACGUCAACAGACCUACUAAAGUCUACAGCGUCUGCGAGCACCCAGACCGACUCGGCUCCCUCCCCUGCCCCCAAAUCCAGCUCCAGACUUGUCCCAUCCCUCAUCAGGCACUACGAGACCCCGAAGACAACCAAAGACACGGGGUUAGAUCUGCCACAACCCGGACGUCAUGGAUACGGGAUGAGGCAAUCAAGAAGUACUUCCGGGUUGUCCGAAGCGAGUCGAGCCCCCAUGACACAGGGUGUCGGCUCUCGAUCGGCUUCUUCUUCAAGGUCAAACCUAGAGGGCGGGCUUGAUGACCGAGACGAACCUUUACCACAUAAAUAAUUAUGAACUAUCGAUUUAUUUAUCUUUUCAAAUUUGUUUGCGAUUUUAUUUAAAGUGUAUUUAGUAAGAUGAUUAUGAACUUUUUUGGAAUCUAGGACAAUUUUACUUAAAAUGAAUUUAAGGACAUGUAGGUUUAAGCCCGACACUGAAGAAGUCGGAGUAUAACUCGUUCAUUGUCAUACUUAAUCGCCAUUGGGGUCGGGAUGGACACUAAUUAGAUAUUUGCCCUCGCUCGUUCCAUCAGAACGUCAAAAAAAAUUUGACUAUAUAAUUUUUUUCAAUCAUACAGCGUUUCCUUCAAUUACUGUAAUAAAACACCUCAUUUCAACUACUUUUUCCAGAUAUUUGAUAAUUUGGUCCCAUUUAUUAGCUGAAACCCCGAAAUUCGCACUCAUCACCUCCUCUGUCCAUUACCAAUUUUAACUAACAAAGUUUUGGUAGGUUUUUUUUUACUAUUCUUUUAUGAUAUAUCUUUGUCCUCAUGUUACGGUCACACUAGCAAAUCCUUAUCAAGACCGAUCAAAGGCAUCGUAGGCACGUCGUGGUCUAGUGGUUCUGACUCGCCUUUCAAACAGAGGGUCCUGGGUUCGAAUCCUAGCCA
Molecule: messenger RNA, 4064 nt
Organism: Lytechinus variegatus (green sea urchin)
Lineage: Eukaryota; Metazoa; Echinodermata; Echinoidea; Temnopleuroida; Toxopneustidae
Product: short transient receptor potential channel 4-like
Exons: 16
Coding region: 491-3463 (990 amino acids)
Biological process (GO): regulation of cytosolic calcium ion concentration; manganese ion transport; calcium ion transmembrane transport
Cellular component (GO): cation channel complex; membrane
Molecular function (GO): inositol 1,4,5 trisphosphate binding; store-operated calcium channel activity; protein binding
Source: RefSeq, a predicted model, not a curated record